This is a messenger RNA of Penicillium nucicola, 1425 nucleotides long. RefSeq lists its product as uncharacterized. NCBI's taxonomy places the organism in Eukaryota, Fungi, Ascomycota, Eurotiomycetes, Eurotiales, Aspergillaceae. Gene Ontology annotation, molecular function: zinc ion binding; DNA-binding transcription factor activity, RNA polymerase II-specific. The coding region runs from base 1 to 1425 and encodes 474 amino acids. The record is from RefSeq and is a predicted model, not a curated record. The transcript has 2 exons. Gene Ontology annotation, biological process: regulation of DNA-templated transcription.
AUGGCUGGCUCUUCUCCAGAGGAGCCGUCGGAGCCAUCCGCAGAGAAGCCUUUGCAUUCUACAGAUCGACCCGGGCUUGUCCCUACCCAGGAUUUAUCGCAUGUACCGGAGCCACUGCCACGACUGUCGUAUGAACAGGGGCCAGUAUAUUCGGGAUCUCCCGGGCUUCCUGGGGCGUCAUAUCCACUCUCGGCACUAGAUACUACUCCGACAGCAGCUCGCUCACUGGCGCAGAAAUCAACAAGGCGUACCAAAGCUCAUGUGGCAUCGGCCUGUGUCAAUUGCAAGAAGAAGCAUCUCGGAUGUGAUCCAGCUCGUCCUUGUCGAAGAUGUGUUCUGGCUGGAAAAGCGUCGACAUGCGUGGACGUCACGCAUAAGAAACGGGGAAGACCCCCUUUGAAAGCAGAAGAUUCGUCAAUGCGGUCAUAUACAGCACAUCUAGAGAACCCAGCUAUCCUAGCAGAGGCCCAACCAGGCAUUCAAACUCGCCGGACACCCAUGCACAGGGCCACUUCUUCACGAGAAUUAAGACCAAUGACCGAUCUCCAAGGACUGGAUGCAAGCCCAGCACGAACGCCACAUCGCUGGUCUGCUUCGGUAUUCCCUCUAACCCGACCUAUGGAUCCAUCUCCAAUCUCAGGCGUGAGUCGACGACCAUUCUCUUCAUCCGGACCACCUCAUACAGUCCCAACCCAUCCACCUUCAUCAUAUAUUCCAAUGGCAGGCGGGUUCAAUCCAGCACUCAAGGUAAACACAAUGAGCGGCAUGGAGCGAAGGUUCCCAACAUACGGCGUCCCAGGAUUACCACCACCAACUUCACCACCGCAACACCAACCCCCAGGUGUCCCCACAGGCUUUCUUCCAUAUGCAGAGUCCCCAAGUAGCGCCAACACAAUUCGACCACCAAUGAACGACCCCCGAGUCCAAGUUCCGCAAACGCUAUCCCCAAGAGAUCCCUACGCAGUCGAAUCCCCAGUCCGACUGCCUCCAAUUCACCAAGCGACGGCAGGCUCAGGACCACCUCCUCCUCCUCCUCCCCCUCCCCCUCCACCACCACCACACCAUGUCCACCGUCUUAGCGAUCCCUAUCCAUCCUCAUGGGCCAUCCCAAGCCGAGACGAAAGCCUCUACGAGCCACGGCAUCUUCCACUUCACAGAUCCGCCGGCCCAACUUUCAACUAUUCCCUCCCAACUCAGCAGAGCCAUACACACGGCCAUCCGCAUCAACGAUCCGGAUCCAUGACAGGCUCUUUAGAUCCCAUACCACGCCAUCUAGGGCCCGUGGAACUCCCAUCACCUAUCCAAUUGACAGCGGGUGUUUCGCCUUCAAUGCCGCGAGCUGAGGCACCACCUUCUGAGGCAGAGGGCGAGAAUAGACCUGUCAAACGGCGCAAGAUGGCGCUGGAUGAUAUGGUUAAUGGCUGA